This is a messenger RNA of Aureobasidium melanogenum CBS 110374, 492 nucleotides long. Its product is annotated as ribonuclease H1 small subunit. The record is from RefSeq and is a predicted model, not a curated record. Gene Ontology annotation, biological process: RNA catabolic process. Lineage: Eukaryota; Fungi; Ascomycota; Dothideomycetes; Dothideales; Saccotheciaceae. Gene Ontology annotation, cellular component: ribonuclease H2 complex. The coding region runs from base 1 to 492 and encodes 163 amino acids. The transcript has 2 exons.
AUGCUCGCCGUCAAGAGAUCUGAAAAAACCCCGACUUGUGCAGUCAAUGUGCUGCCUUGCCGCAUCCAACACAAUGGCCCCGUUCACGCAAGCACAAGACAUUGGACACCAGAGAUUACCUCCGAUGGCAAUCAAAACAGCACAGCGACAGCAUACUUCCGCGGCAGGAAAUUGAAUGGCAGAGUCUUGGACUUGCCUGAGGGGUACAGAGGCGCUAUACUCCAGAAAACAGAUACAAUCCUUCCCAACACUACAUCCACAGCACCAACAACGCUAGACCCUGAAGAACAACAAGAAGAAGAGCCAGCACCAGAAACAAAAGUCCUUCAAGAAGUUGCAACAUUCGAUAAGAUAACAGUGUAUGGCCAUGAGGUACAACCAGACGCUCAAGAAGACGUGUACAUAAAAGGCAUAAACGAGUGGAUCGGUUUGGCUGGUGCGGUAAGUCGCUUUCUGAGAGUCGAGUUUGCAGUGAAAAGGAAAGCAAGCUAA